Molecule: messenger RNA, 4603 nt
Organism: Ruditapes philippinarum (Manila clam)
Lineage: Eukaryota; Metazoa; Mollusca; Bivalvia; Venerida; Veneridae
Product: chitin synthase chs-2-like
Exons: 27
Coding region: 230-4603 (1457 amino acids)
Cellular component (GO): cell septum; cell periphery
Molecular function (GO): chitin synthase activity
Source: RefSeq, a predicted model, not a curated record
UGCAUGCGUUGAUUUAGGGUACAGUUUUAUUACGAUCAGGGGUACGCAAUGUGCGACAUUGCGCCUCUAACUUACAUGUAUAUCAACUUUUAAACAAACAAACUUAUCAGCUAUUCAUUCCGAUCUCUUAUCUUUGCUUCCUGGUGUGGAGUAAGCGGCAUGAAAAGUCUCUAUGGAAGGAAUACAAAUACUUUCGUGACAACGAAUCCCAACCUGAAGGAAGCGGAGCAUGGCGUCAGAAAAAGAAGAGACGAGUGCAAGGGAAGAAGACGAGCCUGCCGAUGAGGUAGAGACGGUGUGGGACAGAUUUAAAGAGACAGAAGGUGACAAAUUACCACCCGAUGACCAUGUCUUCUGGAAUAAUGUUUACCUUGCUACCAAACUUUUUUUCUCUGGCUUUCUCUUUAUGGUAGUGCUGUGUUCUGCAGUUGUGUCAAAAGGAGUUUUACUUAUUUUGACAUGGAAUAUAUUCACACCUGCUGGUAAUACAUCAUCUGAUUUAAAGACGUUUGAUAAACUUUUCCACUACAACAUAACAGCGAACCAAACCACUACUGGCAAUGACUCUGUGACCAAUAUAUAUUACAUUUGGGCGUUGUUUAUUAUUGUUGUGACACCAAACCUUUUCACAGUACUAUUCUGCGUAUGGAGAGUAAUAUUUAGAAAGUCAGGAAGCCUACGUUUUAAAACACUUCUAGUGGCUCUUUUACCUGCGACACUCCACUCAAUUGGGCUCAGUGUCCUCGUGUUUUACGUGCUUCCUUCCCUUGACCCAAUUUCUGGAUUAUGGUACAGUUGUAGCGUGUCGUUAAUACCAUCAAUUGUAAAGUUUGCCUUUGGAAUUAGGAAGCUGUGCAAGCAAAAAGAUUCAACUGAAACUGAAUCAAGGUUUCCCUGGUAUUUCAUUGUAAGAAUAAUGGCGCUUUUGUUAAGCAUAGUGUCAAUUGUUUUUUGGGGUGUUUACAUAGCAUCAUCAUCAUCAACACCAGCAGUUCGAGCGACUCUAGUUGUGUUAUCAAUCUUAUCGCCAAUUUUCGUGUCAGUAAGUUGGAUGGAAAACUUUCUACCAAGCUUGCAGAAAGAACAAGAAGUAGGAAACGGUCAUAGGAAAAUUCAAGUGAUACAAGUUAUGAAUGGAAACAACAACAAUAAAGUUAAGGGUAAUGAAAGAAACAACAACGAAAACGAUGACAGUAAAAAACAAAUAUUAUACCCGAACAGGAUUUAUGAGUACAAGCACACUUUAUUUUGCAGUCGCUUUAAAAUGCAUGCAGUCGUCAACACAUGGAAAAUAUUUAUUACCUUUGUGAUGGUUAUUGUUAUACACGGGACGCCAUGUGACAACUGUUUGGACGCCUUAUUUGGAAAUUUAGACCAACCUGCAAAACAAAUGUCUGUGAUCAUAGACGAUAACUGGUUGCUGAACUUGGACCUUUGCAACACUGCUACACCAUUUAUUGUCGCAGUUGUUGGAAUAUCAACUAGCCUCUUUUGCCAAAGACUAAGUGUCGCAGCAAUAAAAGUUCUAGCACAGAUUCAAGGGUUCUCAGUUCCUAUUUGUCUAGUAACACCUGUUACAUUUCUGUUGAUAGUGGCAGUAUCUUCUCAGUUGAACAAUGGAGACCAUAUAUGCCAAUUUCCAUUUCCGUGGUUUGAAGGUAACAAGCCAAUCAGCAAUCUCGCAUCAAUGAUAAUUGCUUCACUCACAGGAUACUUGGGUCUUAUACUUACAGCGGGACAUAUAUGGACAAUGGAAACGGAAAGGAUGAGUAAAGAAAACAUGAUAUUUUAUGCACCUUCAUAUUGUGGAGCACUUUUGGAGCAGUCGUUAAUGCUAAACAAAUGCAAGGAGAACAACUUUCAGACAACGCCUGUUUCAAAGACAAACGAUACGACUGAUAAUGACUCUCAAUCACUCCCUAGAGUAGCGACCGGCAUACGUGCUAAUAGUAAUGGAAACACAGGAAAAGGUAGCAAGGAUAAUACAAAUAAACUACUAGAAGGUUUUCCAAUGAUAUAUUUUUGCGCUACUAUGUGGCAUGAGACGGAAGUUGAGAUGGUACAGUUAUUCAAGUCCCUGUACAGGAUGGACAUUGAUCAAUGUGUACAAAGAAUUCGCAAGGAGGAUUCACAGAGUAAUCAAGACUACUACAACUUUGAAGUACAUAUUUUCUUCGAUGACGCAUUCGUAGAAGGGAAGCAGAUGAUGGCAAACCAAUACGUACACACGUUUAUUAAAGCCUUAUACGAUACUGCUAAGGAUACGUAUCCAGACCAGAUACCAUCUAUGAAGGAUCCACGACGGAGAAUUACACCUUACGGGGGACGUCUCAUAUGGACUUUGCCUGGUGGAAAUCGGCUAGUUGCGCAUCUGAAGGAUAAGUACAAAAUUAGAAGAAAAAAGCGAUGGAGCCAGGUGAUGUAUAUGUACUAUUUCCUUUCACAUAAACUAAGUGCUGUUGAAAGAGACAAAAAUAAGCAAUUAGAGAUAGCGAAGAACAUUUUCAUACUCGCUCUGGACGGUGACGUUGACUUCAGACCGGAAGCUGUCAAACUGUUGAUUGAUAGAAUGAAAAGGAAUGAGCAAACAGGCGCUGCUUGCGGAAGGAUACAUCCAAUAGGAGAUGGACCUAUGGUAUGGUAUCAGAAGUUUGAGUAUGCAAUAAGUCACUGGUUGGUCAAAGCUACAGAGCACGUGACUGGUUGCGUUCUUUGUAGCCCUGGUUGCUUUAGUUUAUUCAGAGGGUCAGCAUUGAUGGAGGAAAACGUAAUGAAAAGAUACACCACCAUGCCAACCGAAGCUCGCCAUCAUAUACAAUACGAUCAAGGCGAAGACAGAUGGUUAUGUACACUCCUUCUGAAGCAAGGCAAAAAGGUCGACUAUUGCGCUGGAUCAGAUGCUUUCACGUUUGCACCUGAGGGUUUCAAAGAAUUUUACAAUCAGAGGCGCCGUUGGACACCUUCUACGAUGGCAAACAUUUUAGAUUUAUUGUCGGACUGGAGAGUUAUUACGAGGAACAACGAUAACGUCUCUAUACCGUACAUUUGUCUGCAGUUGUCCUGGUUUGUGUCGUCAAUAUUGACCCCUGGCGUUCUCUUACUGAUGAUUAUCGGGGCGACGAAUCUUGCCUAUCCUCAGUUAUCACUACAUGCGGCCUUGCUGAUUAACUUACUACCCGUUGUCUUUUUUGUACUUGUUUGCUUCUUUGCCAAAACUGAACACCAGCUAAAUGUAGCAGCCGCACUGUCCAUUAUUUACUCACUUAUCAUGAUGAUAGUUCUUGUUGGUUUGAUUAGAGAGGCUGUAGAAGAUGGAUUUUGCUCAGUCAUAACCUGGUUUCUUCUUAUUGUGUCCGGUAUAUUUGUACUGUCAGGAUUAACACACCCAAAGGAAACAAAGUGUCUCAUCCAUGGCUUUUUAUUUUUCAUUGCCAUCCCUUCCAUGUCAAUGCUUCUUAUGUUGUAUUCGGUUAUAAAUCUGAACAACGUUUCCUGGGGAACCCGCGAGGCUCCUAAAUCAAAGCAAGGUGAUGGGAAAGAAGAUAGCAAUAGUGUGAGGGACGUUCAGAGUUUGGUGGAUAGAAUUCUAAGCUGUAGCUGCUGUCAACCUCAAGUCUUGCAAAGGGAUAAUAAAGUAGCUGUCCAGUUAGAACAAAUAAAAACCGAAUUAAACAAGUUAGAGGCUGGAACACUGCAUGCAGAUGAUAGCCAAUCAGAUGAUACUGGAGAAAAACAUUCUGACACAGCAACAAAUAUAGCUCCGCCAGCUACGGUACCAGCUGAACCAUAUUCAAAAUAUCUGAAUUUUGAUCCGGAAUCGUCAAGGAAAAUCAAGUAUCUUGCAUUACGCGAGGAAAAAUUUUGGAAGUGGCUUAUUGAAAAAUAUCUAUAUCCGGGUGAAAAAGCUAAUGGCAAUGCUGAAGAGGAGGAAAAGCGUUUGAAAGAACAGGAAAAGGUUAAAGAAGAAUUGAAGGAAUUAAGGAACAAAGCAAGUUUAGCUUACCUCCUAAUCAACGCACUGUUCAUCACAGUUAUAUAUUUCCUGCAACAAUCAAACGUGGACACAGGCGGAGGGUUAUCGGUGCACAUUGAAUGUGGGAGCGGGAAUGGUUUGGUGCUUGAACCGAUAAGUUUGGCAUUCACUGCUGUCGCUGGAAUACUUCUAGCAAUUCAGUUUUUGUGUAUGUUAAUACAUAGGUCAAAAACGUUUCUGCAAAUCAAUUCGAUAACUGAAAUAAAGCGAGAUGAUGUGGAUGUCAACCAACUUUUCAAUGAUGCCGUAAAUGACGUAAUUAAUGAGAAUCCGGAGAAAGAAAACACUGAGACUGUUAUCGAAGAAAAGGAGAAACCAAAAGAUUUUCUCAAAAACUUCAUAGCGAAAAAUGUCAUAAAGAAGAUAAGUGUUAUAGAUGCUGUAGGAAAUGCUUUUCUUAUGGGAAAUAGAGAAACGAACGGUGCUGCUGAGAGUAUCGAAGGUACUUCAAGCACGAAACAUGACGAACAAAACCAAGAUCCAAGGAAGAAGUUUAGGAAGACUGUGUCAUCAGUUCUCAUUGACAUGAGUCAGGCAAGAAGACGGAAGUUGUUACAAAAUAAUAGGUAA